CUUUAUAAAGCACCCGAACUCAUGCAAGUUAAACAUAACUCAGUCACUUCUAGUUCUCCCUCUUCUUUCUGCUGCAGCAGUUAACUAACAUAAGUAUGGUUUCUCUAGAAGCCUUUCAGGCGACCUCCGCGGCCCUUGAGCCAACCUCAAGCCCCAGAAUUUCUUUCUCUGCUGAUUUUCUUGAUGACAGAAAUUUUAUAUCUAUUAGUCCAAAACCUCCCCCAGAAAAGGAGCGUGAAAAGGCAAAAGAUAUUAAAGAGAAGACGCGUAAUGCAGAAUUUGAGUUUCUCUCAAACAAUUUAACCAGUGAUUCCAUGAUUACUGCUGACGAGUUGUUUUUUGAGGGCAAGUUACUCCCGUUUUGGCAAAUGCAUCAUGCCGAAAAGCUUAACAAGUUGAGCCUUAAAACUGAACAACCUGAAGAGGGAAGAGAUGAAGCAGAUGUGAUCAACAAAGAAGAGCCAAGAAUUAGCUGGUUCCUUGAUGAUGAUCCGUCUCCUAGGCCACCUAAGUGCACUGUUUUGUGGAAAGAGCUACUAAGGUUGAAAAAACAACGGGCUUCAUCUUUGUCACCAUCUUCAUCUACUUCCUCUUCUUCCUCCUCCUCUUCGGGUUCUCUUGCUGAUAUGCAUCCAGCAGAUGGAAGCAAAGAAAGUGCAGUAAAUAGACAGAAGCAUGUGAAGAGGAUUAAGAAAGGGUUGGAGAGGACUAGAUCAGCUAGCUUAAGAGUUAGACCUGUUAUUAAUGUGCCAAUUUGCACACAGGGAAAGAACAGUGCACUCCCUCCUCUGUUUUCCAUCAGGAAAGGAAGAUUAGAGAGGUAGAAAACGGGGAAGAGGAAUAGUACUAUUUUGUUGUUGACUUGUAGAAAGAGUGAAAUAUUUUUUUCUGUUCUCAUUUUUGUAUGCUAUCUUGUGUGACGUUUAGACUAA
This is a messenger RNA of Coffea eugenioides, 932 nucleotides long. RefSeq lists its product as uncharacterized. NCBI's taxonomy places the organism in Eukaryota, Viridiplantae, Streptophyta, Magnoliopsida, Gentianales, Rubiaceae. The transcript has a single exon. Bases 96 to 824 code for a protein of 242 amino acids. The record is from RefSeq and is a predicted model, not a curated record.